CCGAAGAUUUGACAGUUCCACGUCACGAAGCAACGAGAAAGCGGCCGAAUUCAGUUCCAAAAUACUCGCAAAAGAAUCAGCCAACAUUAAAGAUGUUCAAGCACCUGCUUCUUCUGUGCGCCCUCAGCGCCGUUUUUAGUGUCUGCCUGUCGGAGGACGAAACCCGCGCCCGCCUCCUGGUCUCCAAGCAGAUCCUGAACAAGUACCUGGUGGAGAAGAGCGACCUGUUGGUGCGCUACACCAUCUUCAAUGUGGGCAACGGUGCCGCCACCAAGGUGCGCCUCGUAGACAGCGGCUUCCAUCCGGAUGCAUUCGAGGUUGUGGGUGGUCAGCCCACCGCCGUGGUCGACAGGAUCGCUCCCCAGAACAACUUCACCCAUGUCCUGGUGGUGAGGCCCAAGGCCUUCGGCUACUUCAACUUCACCGCCGCCGAGGUGUCUUACAAGGCGGUUGAGGAGUCGGACUUGCUCCAACUGGCGGUCAGCUCCGAGCCCGGUGAGGGUGGCAUUGUCAACCUGAACGAGUACAACAAGCGUUUCUCCUCCCACUUCUUUGACUGGGUGGCUUUCGCUGUGAUGACCCUGCCUUCCCUGGCCAUUCCUCUGGGUCUGUGGCAUCAGUCCAAGAGCAAAUACGAGCGCACCGGCAAGAACAAGAAGCACUAAGCUGUGCUCAGUGCGCCGUUGGAGCCUCACCUCAAGAGAUUUCUGAACGAACACCCCUUCACGCAAAUUCCGUAUAUCUUUGUUGCUUUAGUUUCCAAUUGAUUCCAUGCGUUGUUCAUCCCCACACAUCUAUGUAGUUUACUCCAGUCUGGAGGCGAGCGUUGAAUCGUUUUAGAUUUGAUACGAGGACGCAUCGAGUAAAGAGAGAGUUGAACCAAGUCCAUCAAGAGUUAAGCCUAGACUGCUUUUCUAAAUAAAUUAAAACAAAUUGUAAAACUGA
This is a messenger RNA of Drosophila serrata, 945 nucleotides long. RefSeq names its product signal sequence receptor beta (gene SsRbeta). NCBI's taxonomy places the organism in Eukaryota, Metazoa, Arthropoda, Insecta, Diptera, Drosophilidae. Gene Ontology annotation, cellular component: endoplasmic reticulum; membrane. The record is from RefSeq and is a predicted model, not a curated record.